This is a messenger RNA of Seriola aureovittata, 1728 nucleotides long. RefSeq names its product cytosolic sulfotransferase 3-like. The transcript has 8 exons. Gene Ontology annotation, cellular component: cytoplasm. Gene Ontology annotation, molecular function: sulfotransferase activity. Gene Ontology annotation, biological process: sulfation. The coding region runs from base 532 to 1431 and encodes 299 amino acids. Lineage: Eukaryota; Metazoa; Chordata; Actinopteri; Carangiformes; Carangidae. The record is from RefSeq and is a predicted model, not a curated record.
GUUGCUGAUGAAGGCUUGAGACUGCUAAAAAAAAUAAUUCGUUUUUAUUAGCAGUCUGUUAAUUUAACAAUUUUCCAAUAAAAAUGUUUUACACACUUACACCUUCAUACACACGCACACAUCCCUCAGGCAAUCCAAAAAAUACACAAAGAAAGAGCAAAUAGCAAAAUUGGGUUAAAUCAAUUAAAGACAUAACUAAGCAAACCACACAAAUGCAAACAAAAGAAAAACUGGCAAAGAAACAAAAUUACUCAAUAGUAAGGGGGAGUUAGUGCUUGCAGACGCCGAUCGCACACAUAUUUAACCGUCGGAGUUGAAUGAGCGUCACACAGGUGAGGAGGAGAAACGCCCAAGCCACAGUGGCUCAACCACGACGUGACAGGUCACAGCUGAUCGGUCUCCGUUGCGGCACACGCGAAGAGACACGGGAGAGAAACACCCAGGACUGAUCGAGUCCGACGAAGGAGAGGGAAGACUCCCAACGAGGAACAGGGAGCAGCGAGCCGGGCGACCCGGCUGUGAGGCGAUCAGAUGGAUUCACUUUCUCGACCAGAACUUUUUGAUUUCCAUGGAGUCUCACUGACUCACUAUUUCACAGACAACUGGGAUAAUAUUCAAAACUUCCAGGCCAGGCCAGAUGAUAUUCUUAUUGCAACAUACCCCAAAGCAGGAAGCACCUGGGUCUCCUACAUCCUUGACCUGCUGUAUUUUGAUCAGACAUCUCCAGAGUGUCAGAAAUCUGUCCCCAUUUAUGCAAGAGUACCUAUCUUAGAGGUCACCUUCCCUUCUCUGCAGCCAGAAUCAACCAUACACAAAGGAACAGACAUGGUGGACAAUCUCCUCACUUCUCCUCGACUCAUUAAGACUCAUCUUCCGGUGCAGUUUGUGCCAAAAUCUUUUUGGGAGCAGAAGUGCAGGAUAGUCUAUGUGGCCCGCAAUGGCAAGGACAGCGUGGUGUCUUUUUUCCACUUCGAGCGCAUGACCAUGAUCUUCCCGGAGCCUGGAGACUGGAGCAGUUACCUCCAGAGGUUUAUGGAGGGAAAGAUGGUGUUUGGAUCCUGGUAUGACCAUGUGAACAACUGGUGGGAGAAGAAACAGACGUAUUCAAACCUCCAUUACAUGUUCUACGAAGAUCUUGUUGAGGAUACUGGACGGGAAAUAGACAAACUCUGCUGCUUUCUUGGUUUGUCUCCUUCAGCUCAGGAGAAGGAGCGACUUGCAGGCAGAGUGCAGUUUGACAAUAUGAAACAGGACAAUGUGGUCAACCAUUCAACAUUUCAAGGAAUGGAUUUCAAACUUUCUUCGUUCAUGAGGAAAGGGAAGGUUGGUGACUGGAAAAACCAUUUCACUGUGGCGCAGAGUGAAGAGUUUGAUGAAGACUACAAGAAAAAGAUGAAGAAUCCCACACUGACAUUUCGCAAUGAAAUUUAGAGGUCCGGUGCAGCUGCAGCAACAUAACGAAAAUUCCUUAGCUGUGAUAUGUGAUAACAUAGAUAAUGUUAGAGAGAUAGAUAGAGAUAGAUAAUUACUGAGUCAGGUGCUUAAUUUUAAGCGCUGAGGAAAUGAUCUAAUCAGUCUGAAUACAUAAGUUUAUCAAAUAUCAAAACUUGAUGACUUUGACUUUUACAGAUUUAAGCGUUAUAUCACUAGUUUGUCAAAAUGAAUUUGAUAGAGGUAUAUCAACUGUACAGCUGCAAUCAAUGUCAGUCUAGAUUAAAAGACUGAAAA